GUCUGGACAGCUGAGGAAGUGGGCUGCCCCCAGGUUCAGCUGGUAUGAGCUAAUAGUAGACUGACUGUGCCUCUAAAUCCUCUUUCCAGGCUAGAAACCAGACGUACAAGAAGCUCCACUUUUUGUUUGUUCGCAGCCCCUGAAAGGCUCCUCGUGCUCACCUGCCUGUAGAGAUGGCUUUACCCAUGAACCCCAUGGACGAGCCAAGGAUUUACCAGCAGACGCUGCUCCAGGACGGCCUGUUUGAGUUGCUGGAGAACGACAAGCUGGUCGACUGUGUGCUGAAGAUUAAAGACAAGGAGUUCCCCUGCCACCGGCUGGUCCUGUGCGCCUGCAGCUCGUACUUCCGCUCCAUCUUCCUGUCCGACCUGGACGAGAGCAAAAAGAAAGAGAUCGUCCUGGAGGAUGUGGAGCCUGGUGUCAUGGGGCUGAUCCUCAAGUACCUGUACACCUCGAAAAUCAACGUGACAGAGCAAAAUGUCCAGGACAUAUUCGCCGUGGCCAACGUGUACCAGAUCCCCUCAAUUUUUACCGUGUGCGUCUCUUUCCUACAAAAGCGCUUGAGUCUCAGCAACUGUCUGGCGAUCUUCAGACUCGGCCUGAUGCUGGAGUGCCCCAGGUUGGCGGUCUCUGCCCGGAACUAUGCCUGCGAGCGAUUCCAGCUCAUCUCCAGGGACGAGGACUUCCUCCAGCUGCUCCCCAGUGAGCUGGCAGCAAUUUUGGCCAACGACAACCUGAACGUAGAGACAGAGGAGGCCGUGUUUGAGACUCUGAUGAACUGGGUGUCCCAGGACGUAGUGAACAGAGAGAAGGAGCUGCCGGGUUUGCUGGACUGCGUUCGUUUGCGUCUGGUCAAAGAGGAUUACCUGAAAGAAAAAGUGGAGAAGAACACGCUGAUCUCUUCAAAUGCUGAACUGCAGGAGAAGCUGCAGCUGGUUAAGGAUGCUCAUGCUGGGAAAUUGCCAGAGGUUAAAAAAAGCAAGAAGGAAAGUGGUGAAGCAGAGAAAGAUGGAGAGGGGGAGGAUAAAGAGGAGGAGGAGGAGGAAGGUCUUCUCCCUGGCAUCCUGAAUGAUAACCUGAGGUUUGGCAUGUUUGUCAGGAACUUGAUCCUGAUGGUGAAUGAAGCGGGGGCUGUGGCGUACGAUCCGUCAGGGAACGACUGCUUCGUAGCAUCGCUCUCCACACAGAUCCCCAAGAACCACACCAGCCUGGUCACCAGGGAGAACCAGGUGUUUGUGGCGGGAGGAUUAUUCCUGGACGAGCAGAACAAGGAAGAUCCACUGUGCUCCUACUUCCUGCAGUACGACCCGGUGAGUGCUGAUUGGCUGGGGAUGCCUCCUCUCCCGUCUCCCCGCUUCCUGUUCGGACUGGCCGAGGCAGAGAACUGCAUCUUCGUGUUGGGAGGGAGGGAGCUGAAGGAGCAGGAGCACACGAUGGACUCAGUUCUGGUCUACGACAGACUAUCUUUUAAAUGGGGUGAAUCUGAGCCAAUCCCGUACCCAGUUUAUGGACAUGCGACGAUAUCCCACAAUGAUCUCGUCUAUGUGAUCGGAGGAAAGGGGGACGACAAGAACUGUCUAAAUAAGAUUUGUGCAUAUGAUGCCAAGAAAUUUGAAUGGAAGGAGCUGCCACCCAUGAAGACCCCACGCUCCUUAUUCGGAGCCACCGUUCAUAACAACAAAAUCUUCGUGGCAGCAGGAGUCACAGACGACGGCCUGACAGACACCGUGGAGGUGUACGACAUCGCCACCAACAAGUGGUCAGACUUCGUACCGUUUCUCCAGGAACGCAGCUCCCUGAACCUGGUGUCUUUGGCCGGGACGCUGUACGCUGUGGGUGGUUUUGCGAUGAUGCCUUUGGAGAACAGCGAGGAGCUGGUUCCCAAAGAGAUGAACGACGUCUGGAGGUACAAUGAGUCGGAGAAGAAGUGGAACGGGAUCCUCAGAGAGAUCCAAUACGCUUCGGGGGCCACUGUCCUGGGGGUCCGCCUGAACACGCUGCGUCUCACCAAGAUGUGAAACCGCCGCCGCUUCCUGUUUGACGGGAGAAAUCAAUGCUACAGUCCAAGGCAGUUGCACAGUCCAAGGACGGGAAGAGUCACACCCAAGGUCACAAUGACAUCCAACACGAGCAAGCAUGUCAUGAAUCAGCUUGUGUGAUCGGUGUUUGUUUUUAUUUUAUAUAACACUGCUCCAGUUUGUGAUUGUGGCCCGAUUCUUGUCAUGGACAAUUUUCUUUUUUUAAAUUUAUAAUUUUUUUUUAUGUGAUUCAGCAAAAUGAUUCAGUUUGUAAAAUUGUAAACAAUGUGUAGGUCUGCUGACAUUUUUUGCACUGAAUGGAAUAAAAUUGACAAACAUCUACCAAACAUUUGUCUUGAUAAACAUGGAAAAUGUUUCAACAAGACGCUGUGCAUUCACCAACAGAUGGCAGCAAAGUCACAAGUGCUUCAAGAAACAAUUUCACUUUCUCUUUGCAGAAACAAAAACACAGCACAAGUCCACAUUUGCAAUAAUAUAUCUAUACUGUUUAAUAUUGAAAUGAUUUCAUUACGCUCUGCUGUGUUACAGACGGUAGACACUAGUCAAGAAUACAAGAAAAGACAGAAAAUACAGUCUAAUGUUAUUAGCACCCCUAGACACUACUGUCCUUGUACGGUUUUUAGUAUUUUAAUAUAGCUGAACUUGACGACUACUGCUUACACAUGGUCUUUGUACACCAGAGUUAACUAAGACAUAGUGUUUACAUUAUAAAGUGGAGAAUCAGCAAAUGACAGUACACAUUAAGGUGUCUUUAACACAACUGCAAAGUAUGGGAAACGUGGAGGGUAUGUGGAGAAUACAUCUUUGAAUUGUCUACUGCGUUGUUGCCUACGGUCAGUAUCAUCAUAUUUACCUUUGCCCAAAAAGAAGUUUAACGUCACCAUUGAAGAAAAGUUUUAACCAAACCUUCACAUGCAAAAUAACCAACAACACGUGUUCACGUUCUUGUGUCAGCCCAGCAACUGACCAAAUAUGGUCAAAUAUUUUCAGAUGAGUCAAAAAUACUUCAAAACAACAAAUAAACGAGUUGGUCAAAUUGUUUAAAUAGAGU
Messenger RNA from Hippoglossus stenolepis (Pacific halibut), 3090 nucleotides. RefSeq names its product kelch-like family member 40b (gene klhl40b). The transcript has 6 exons. The coding region runs from base 174 to 2018 and encodes 614 amino acids. NCBI's taxonomy places the organism in Eukaryota, Metazoa, Chordata, Actinopteri, Pleuronectiformes, Pleuronectidae. Gene Ontology annotation, molecular function: protein binding. The record is from RefSeq and is a predicted model, not a curated record.